Penicillium canescens is the source of this 1626-nucleotide messenger RNA. RefSeq names its product FAD-binding oxidoreductase. The record is from RefSeq and is a predicted model, not a curated record. NCBI's taxonomy places the organism in Eukaryota, Fungi, Ascomycota, Eurotiomycetes, Eurotiales, Aspergillaceae. Bases 1 to 1626 code for a protein of 541 amino acids. Gene Ontology annotation, molecular function: FAD binding. The transcript is spliced from 3 exons.
AUGUGGUGGAAAUUGCUCGGGCUGUUCGCCAUAGGGAGCAUAGCUCUCUCGGAGAAAGAUCAACUCCCAUUUGAGUCUGCCAACUUCGAUGUCAGCGCCGCCCUUAACGACCUUGGUGUUGGUCUUUCAGAAAUUUCAGCACUGAGCAUGAGAGAAUCGUCAACCGAGGAGGGAUGCUCAAUUGCCUGUGGCAGCUUGAUCCAUGUACUUGGACUUGGAAAAGUCUCCAGCCAGGAUACACAACCAUACAAAAACUUCACCGAUUCAUUUUGGUCGACCCAACAAGGGGCAGUCGCACCACGAUGCGUUAUCCAGCCAUCAUCAAGCAAGGAUGUCAGCAUUAUCGUGCUACUAGCUCGUCUUACUAACUGCCGAUUUGCAGCCAGAAGUGGCGGCCAUGCAGCUUUUGAGGGUGCUUCGAAUAUCCCCGGAGGAAUCAGCAUCUGGUUCAAAGAUAUGAAUGAGAUCACACUGAAUGAAGACAAGUCAGUAGUUUCUAUUGGACCAGGCAAUCUUUGGGGCCAAGUGUAUGAGACUCUUGAACCUCAUGGUUUGGCUGCUGUGGGCGGCCGCGCCUCUAGUAUCGGCGUGGGAGGUUUCAUUCUCGGAGGUGGAAUUUCAUUCCACUCCAAUCUGUACGGCUGGGCUCUCGAUAAUGUGCAAAGUUUUGAGGUCGUCACCGCGAGUGGCGCUAUUGUCACUGCCAGUGAGACUGAGCAUUCUGAUUUAUACUGGGCCCUCCGAGGAGGCGGCAACAAUUUUGGUCUGGUUACCAAGUUCAAUCUCUAUACGAUUCCAUACACAAUGAUGAGAGGGGGAGCUAGAUCAUUUGUUCAGGACCAGUUCCCAGAAGUCAUUAAUGCGUUUGUGAAUGCUGUCAAUGACGCACCAAAAGAUGGGAAUGCCCAGCAAUGGCUGGCUUUCCUAGACUAUCAGGGAACGAAAAUCGCAUCAGCUGAACUGACAUAUGCUAAAGAUGUUGCCGACCCGGACAUCUUCAAACAAUACAGGGAUAUCCCUGCUGUCUCGGAUACAACGACAUCCAAAAGUUUGGUCCAGUAUUGCAAGGAUAUUGAAGCCAGCAAUCAAAUUGGCCAUCGCGAGGUAUAUUGGCCAAUUGCAACACAGCUAAAUGAAGAGUUUGCUUUAUGGGCGGCUGAGGAGUUUUUCACGGCCUUACCACAAGUCGCGAAUGUGACGGGCAUACUCCCCGUACUUAUCUACCAUGCCCUGACAGAGCCAAUCUUGGAAAAGAUGUCCAAAUUCGGCGGAAACGCAUUAGGUCUUGAUUCUUCCAAGGGCCCAGUCCAUUUGCUACAAAUCGCUUGCUGGUGGGACGACGAGGCGGACGAUGACGCGGUCUAUCGAUUUAUCAAUAGCUACUGGGAAACCGUGCUUGAGAAAGCGCAGACCAUGGGAAUUAGCAAUGGCUUUAUCUACAUGAAUUAUGGAAGUAAAUUCCAGGAUGUGAUUGCUGGCUACGGAGAUGCCAACGCGGCUCGCUUGCGGCACAUUGCUUCAAAAUAUGAUCCCAAGGAGAUCUACCAGGCCCUUCAACCAGGAUAUUUCAAACUUGGACAUGCCCCCAAAAGCUUUGUACCCAGGUCUUCUGGUGACACGGAAUAG